CAGAGCGUUAGAUGUUGCAUACACAUGCCAGAUUAGAAAUUGGUAAAGCCAUAAAAAUUAAUAAACUGGUUUAAUCAUUGACAAUAUAUCUUUUUACACAAUGUAUUUAUUGGAAGAUUGAUGGGAUCGACAAAAAUCAAGAUCGAGGUAAAAUAAUCGAAAUUAUGGGAGUUAUGAAUAUAUGAUUAUGAAAAUAUCAAAAAAGAUCCUGAAAAAUGUUGAUAUAUUACCUUAGGAAGUUUACCAUUAUUUAUAGAUGCAUAAUUUAUAUACGAGAGAAUGUUUCAUGAGAAUCAAUAAUAUUUUUUUUUCUUAAACACUUUUGUGUUCUUUACUUUCAUCAGAUUUCUUUUUCUUUAAAAUUUAUUCAUUGUGAGUUGUGUGAUUGGCUUUAUACAACACAUUUGAUUCGACCAUUUGUUCUCUCUAUCUCUAAACAACCGGAGAUUUAUGCUUACGACGUCGUCUCACAGCCCAAACGGUCAAACCACACAUGUUCUUGUGUCGAUAUCUCUCACUUUCACGAUUCCAAAACCAUCUUCCUCUCAGAAUCCGUCGUUUACUCGGGAAAAACCCAAAUCCAAUGACCCAUUUCUCCACAUUUUCCGAGAAUCAGACAAAGCCACAUGAGAAGGUGUCCAAACUCGACGGCGUAGAACACAAAACCCUAAAAUUAAACGGCAUAAACAUGCACGUGGCGGAGAAACCCGCAUCCGGAUCCGGAACCGGAUCAGGAAAAGAUCCGAUCAUUCUCUUUAUCCACGGAUUCCCGGAGCUUUGGUACACGUGGCGACACCAGAUGGUUGCGCUUUCUUCCCUUGGAUACCGUACCAUCGCGCCGGAUCUUAGAGGGUACGGAGACACAGACGCGCCCGAGAAAGUGGAGGAUUACACUUACUUAAACGUGGUUGGAGACUUGGUUGCACUGAUCAACGCCGUGACCGACGGAGACAAGGCGGUCUUCGUGGUUGGUCAUGACUGGGGAGCGAUGUUAGCGUGGCAGUUGUGUCAGUAUCGACCGGACAAAGUGAAGGCUCUAGUCAACAUGAGCGUACUCUUCUCUCCGAGGAACUCUCAACGAGUUCCGGUUACGACGUUGAGACAUACCUUCGGUGAUGAUUACUACAUAUGCAGAUUUCAGAAACCUGGAGAGAUAGAAGCAGAGUUCAAGAAGUUGGGAACAGAGAAGGUGUUGAAAGAGUUCCUCACUUACAAAACGCCUGGUCCGCUCCAUCUCCCCAAAGGCAAAUGUUUCGAACGCUUAGAAAAUGAUGCGUGUGCGUUACCACCGUGGUUAACACAAGAAGACCUCGACUAUUACGUCACCAAGUACGACAAGAAAGGCUUCACCGGACCCAUUAACUACUACCGCAACAUUGACCGAAAUUGGGAGCUGACUGCACCAUGGACCGGUGCUAAGAUCCAUGUACCGGUGAAGUUCAUAGUCGGAGGUCAGGAUUUAACGUACAAUUUUCCGGGAGCUAAGGAAUACAUCAACGAUGGCGGUUUCAAGAGAGAUGUACCGUUGCUAGACGAAACCGUCGUGCUCAAAGGAUUGGGUCAUUUCCUCCAUGAAGAAGACCCUGACGUGAUCAAUCAACACAUUCACAACUUCUUCCACAAGUUCCUCUAAAAUUAUAAACUAAGUAAUCGAACCAACAAAACACAAAUCGUUGUAUAACAUUCGUGUGUUUAUAAUUAUAACGAAUGUUAUAUAAUCAAUACGAUUCAAAUAAAACAAAUCUAUA
Camelina sativa (false flax) is the source of this 1748-nucleotide messenger RNA. Its product is annotated as epoxide hydrolase 3-like. Gene Ontology annotation, molecular function: catalytic activity. The record is from RefSeq and is a predicted model, not a curated record. NCBI's taxonomy places the organism in Eukaryota, Viridiplantae, Streptophyta, Magnoliopsida, Brassicales, Brassicaceae.